Pistacia vera is the source of this 1196-nucleotide messenger RNA. RefSeq lists its product as uncharacterized. NCBI's taxonomy places the organism in Eukaryota, Viridiplantae, Streptophyta, Magnoliopsida, Sapindales, Anacardiaceae. Gene Ontology annotation, molecular function: zinc ion binding. Bases 75 to 1019 code for a protein of 314 amino acids. The record is from RefSeq and is a predicted model, not a curated record. The transcript has 7 exons.
CUAAUGAACGACGUUCCAAGAAAAGUCCACUGACUAAUUCUUCGUAAUUCUCUGCAAUUUCCAGUGGACGAUCAAUGAAAGGGGAAUUACAGCUGGAGAGGGUUGAUGAACGGAACCCUACCGAUGUGGAUCCUUUGCUGGAGAAUCAUGAGCAACCAGCAAGUUCUAGUUCAAUUGAGACUUCCUGUUUGAUCGUGAAUCAAGACGUUGAGAAUCAAGACCUAGAGGAUGGCUCCAUUCCUUGCUGUCGUAUUUGCCUUGAAUGCGAUGGCGAACCAGAGGAUGAAUUGAUAUCUCCGUGCAUGUGCAAAGGCACUCAGCAGUUUGUUCACCGUUCCUGCCUUGAUCACUGGCGGUCAGUUAAGGAAGGAUUUGCUUUUUCGCAUUGCACAACCUGCAAAGCGCAAUUUCACCUUCAAGUUGAAUUGUUUGAGGACAACUCUUGGCGCAAAAUAAAAUUCAGACUGUUUGUGGCAAGGGAUGUGUUCUUUGUAUUUUUAGCUGUACAGACUGUGAUUGCUGCAGUAGGUGGUUUUGCAUACCUUAUGGAUAAAGAUGGGGCCUUCAGGAAUUCAUUCAGUGAUAGUUGGGACCGUAUCCUGUCAAAGCAUCCUAUUCCGUUUUACUAUUGUAUAGGGGUCAUGGCCUUCUUUGUGCUGCUUGGAUUUUUCGGGCUCAUACUACAUUGUUCCUCCCUCAACACUAAUGACCCACGGAUGAGUAACUGCCAAAACUGCUGCUAUGGCUGGGGUAUCUUGGAUUGUUUUCCUGCAUCUAUGGAAGCAUGUUUUGCCCUGGUUAUUGUUUUUGUUGUCAUUUUUGCCAUUCUUGGCAUAGCCUAUGGUUUCCUUGCUGCCACAAUGGCUAUUCAGAAGAUCUGGCAGCGACACUACCACAUUCUUACCAAAAGAGAGCUUACAAAGGAGUACAUUGUGGAGGAUCUUCAUGGUAGUUACACACCACCUAAACUGGAUCCAGAACAUGAAGAACGUUUGAAAAUGAUGAAGCUUUUGCAGUGAUGGAUGGUAAGUUAAGUUAUAUGAUGUGUCAGUAAUGUUUUAAAUCGUUCAGCAUGUAAAAGCUACAAUGUAUAUUUGCCCGGCAAGUUUUGUUGCUGUAGCAAUGAAGAAAAAGACUCUCAACAUUUUUCUCUAAAUUGUUCAAAGCUGAUUAUGAGGAAAAUGGGGUUACAUAAA